UUUUUUUUUUUAUUGUCCGCAUGUUAUUUUUUUUUCUUUCUUCCCUGGUUUGACUUUUUUUUUUCUUUCUUUCUUUCUUUCUUUCUUUCUUUACCCCUUCCAUUCUCUAUAAUCUUAUUGAUUCUUUAUAUAUAGUCUUUUUCCUCUUUUUUUCUUUUUUCCUUCUCUUUAUAUCUACUUGUUCUUUUUGACUUCUUCCUUCAACAUACUGAGGCAUCGCAGUAUGUCAGCAUGGAGAACGACGGCAACACUCUUCUCAAUGAAUCAUCAAUUGUAGCAACAACCAAGUCUCGAAAACAAAGACAACGACAACAACAGCAAACUGGUGGUUCAUCUGAAAAACGACCUAAAGCCAAUCACGCCUGUGAUUAUUGUAAAAAGAAAAAGCUCAAGUGUAAUGGUGAAAAUCCUUGUGCUCGUUGUCAGAAGCUCUCCAUUGUAUGUACUUAUUUAAAACCUUAUACAAGUUCCGUAGAGCAACGAUUACGUGCUUUAGAGAAGGUGGUGGAUUUCUUAUCAGCUGAACCUAUCGUGGAUCAACGUUGUCGUCAACAAGUGAACAAUAUCCCAAUACCGUUAUUGAAACCAAUAGAAAAAUUUAGUUGCAGCUCAAUAGGACAACCAUAUUAUACCAAUGAUUGGAAUGCACGCCUUGAUCGAAUCCCUGCUACGUUUGACAAGAUGACUACCUUGGACAAUGAACCCAGAAAACCGGAUGCAGCUAUUUUACCAGAUACAUUCAUCAAUCCACACUUACUUUCAGUCUAUUUUACUCAUGUACAUCCUUACUUUCCUAUGAUUCAUCGUGAAUCCUUCCUCUUGCAUCUAUCCGAUACAAGUCCAUUACUAUUGAAGGCCAUGUAUGCUGUUGCUGAACAAUGGGUUGAUAUGGAUCGUGUUUCUACUUUGAUCUCUGAUUCUCCUUUAUCUACAGACCAAGUCUCUCCUGGAUUCAAAUACUAUAAAGAUGCUAUCUCCUUGGUGGAACUUUAUACGGAUGCUCCUCGACUAUCGACAAUUCAAGCACUUUUAUUGAUCAUCAAAUAUCAAGAAUUGGUUCAACGUCCUGGUUUCUUUUUUCGUACUCGACUUUAUUUUGAUUUGGUGGUUCGCAUGUGCAAAGAUCUGGGUCUAUCUCGUCCACUUUCUCCUAAUUGUCAAGUCCAUCCUAUCUUAGCCGAACAAAGAAGACGUAUCUUUUGGACCGCCUAUAUUUAUGAUCUUUUGAUGAGUACGGAACAUGGAACACCUGUUAAUUUUCCAGUAGAUGAAAGCACUGUGGAAUUACCAAAUCUUUUGGAUGAUGAAAAAAACUCAAAGGAACAACAUGAUACAACUCUUUACUUCCAUUGGAUGAUCCUGGUGAUGAAAGGUCAAGGUGCGGUAUUACAGUAUCUACAACGAAAAUAUAAUGGUCGAUCAAGUCAACAACAUCAACAGAGUAUGGAUGAUCACUUGCAACAAUUACAACAGCAUAUGAAAUCUUUAGGAACAGAAUUACAGUUAUGGAAGGAACCUGCUCGUGGUCGGGUCAACUUUUUAUUCUUAGCUUAUCAUUUCAGUAAUAUUUUAUUGUAUCGAUCAAUUGCUUUGGAUCUCAUCUACAACAACGACAGCAAUGUCAAUGGAAAUAUUAUCCCUGUCAGCAAAAAAGAAAUAUUGAAAAUGGAUAAGGAUCAUGUCAAGGAGGUCUUGUUACAGGAAGCCAAUGCUAUUGUCAAUAUAGUGGAAAUGCUACUUCGGGACCAUACGGUGGCUUGUUUACAUUAUUCUUUCCGUGGAAUUCAACAGAUUAUUCAUUAUUUGACUGCAUCUUGGACAGUUCAACUCAUGUAUCAACAAACAAACGAUAACAAGGUGAAGAAAAUGAUACAGCAAUUGAUUACAAGGACUCCCGCCAUUGAACUCCAUAUUACUGAAAAUGCGUCACUACUGAAAGCAGACUCCACACUUAUGAAAUCGACUGGAUCAGAAAUAAGAUCUUCAUCAGGAAAAGCGAAACAAAGAGUUGAACGUCAAGACCAGCCACCAAGAUUCCAACAAAAAUCAUCACAGCCGACGUCGUCACCGUUUUCAUCAUCAUCAGUUUCGUUAGAACAACUUGAUCCAUCGAGUUCUAUACCCAUCGAUCCAAAUAAAAUCCAAACGUUUGGUUAUGCUCCUCCAACCUCUUUACCAACUCAAUUUUUAUUUCAGCAACCUGGGAACUUGCAUCAAACGAAUCAUCUCAAUUUGGACAGUUCAUCUCAACUUCAAUAUGUACCACCAUCGACAUCAUCGCCCAUACCCUCAUCCCAUAUCCGUCAUACAAUACGCCCAUCACUUAUUCUGGAUACCACAAUGCCAUCAACAAUAUAUCAAUCUUCUUCUGAUACUUCACCCAUGAUACCAACUCCUCCUCUUGGAUCAUCUUCUUCGGCUUCAUCCUUAUCAACAAAUGCUUCUAUUAUUGCUGAUACUUCUUCUCCAGGUGGUGCACAACGUUCAUUACGAUUACGACGCUCCCAUCAGCAACUUCGAAACACAUCACAUCAUCGUUUAUCAUUAUCGGGUUCAAAUACCAUGGAUGCAAGAUCUAGUGGAUUAUCUUUACAUCAUCCUUAUAUGACGUCCUCUCAUUCUCCUUCAUCUACAACCUCCUCCAGCACAAAUGCAACUACUACUCUUCGUCAAACACAUCGUCGACACACAGUAUCUUCUAGACCAUCAUCCCCAUCAUCUUUGUCUUUGCCUUCAUCACCAUUACAUCGAAUGACACUAUCAGAUGAUCCUUGGAUUCAGUCACCUCCUAUUAUUAUUCCAUCAGAUCAAUCAUCAUCACCGUCCUAUUAUUGUUCAUCUUCUUUGUCUCCUCAUUCGGUCACAGCUCCUCCAUCUUCUAUCAAUGAACAACAACAACAACAACAACAACAACAACAAAAUCAUCCAUUCUACCAACAUCAGGAACAACAGGAAAUAUAUGGUAUGACUACCUUGGAAGUAUCUUGUUUACCAGGUGCAUCUUUGGGUCUAUCAAUGGAUGAACAUUCAACCAUGGAUUUGUUAUCAAAUCAAACUUCAAUGAUGGGUACAUUAUGGGAUCAAGUACCAACAACAACAUCAUCAGCAAUAUAUUCGCCGUCUACCAUCUUUCCUUCUCAAUUGUAUCAAGACCAACCAUAAGUUAGAUUAUAGUUAGUUCUGUUAUGCAAAAAGUUAUCUUCCUCUUCUUUUUAUUUUUUUUAUUACUUUUGUUUUGUUAUAUUGUUCUUAUCUUGCUUUGAUUUCCUUACGUUAUCCAAUAAAAAAAAAAGUUCCUGUUUACACAAUGUCUUCGACAAUAAUAAUAAAACAUCAAAG
Messenger RNA from Halteromyces radiatus, 3339 nucleotides. Its product is annotated as fungal-specific transcription factor domain-containing protein. Gene Ontology annotation, biological process: DNA-templated transcription; regulation of DNA-templated transcription. Gene Ontology annotation, molecular function: DNA binding; zinc ion binding; DNA-binding transcription factor activity, RNA polymerase II-specific. The coding region runs from base 232 to 3162 and encodes 976 amino acids. The record is from RefSeq and is a predicted model, not a curated record. The transcript has 4 exons. NCBI's taxonomy places the organism in Eukaryota, Fungi, Mucoromycota, Mucoromycetes, Mucorales, Cunninghamellaceae.